Penicillium soppii is the source of this 321-nucleotide messenger RNA. RefSeq lists its product as uncharacterized. The record is from RefSeq and is a predicted model, not a curated record. Lineage: Eukaryota; Fungi; Ascomycota; Eurotiomycetes; Eurotiales; Aspergillaceae. The coding region runs from base 1 to 321 and encodes 106 amino acids. The transcript has a single exon.
AUGGCCAAGGAGCCAGGACUUAGCUGGAAGGCGGUCCGGCAUGUGCAGAAUUUGGAGGGUACACUUGAAUUUUUAGAAGAGGGCGACGACGAUGAGCACAUUUUGAAUGUCAAGGCGUUGUUGGAAGCGUACAGAUCUUGCACAUUGGAUUGGAAUGAAGGUCUUGUGACUUACUGGUCAUAUGGCGAACAACUCUGCCAGUCUCAACCCUUUGACUGGGAUGAAUUUCACGAAAUCAAUCGUCGACACCAGGGACACCAAGGCUUUUGGGCUGUUUUGAGGCUCGUCAUUAAUCAAGGAUUGUGCGAAGAAACAAGAUGA